Messenger RNA from Carya illinoinensis, 1486 nucleotides. Its product is annotated as probable E3 ubiquitin-protein ligase BAH1-like 1. Bases 474 to 1295 code for a protein of 273 amino acids. Gene Ontology annotation, molecular function: metal ion binding. The record is from RefSeq and is a predicted model, not a curated record. The transcript has 6 exons. Lineage: Eukaryota; Viridiplantae; Streptophyta; Magnoliopsida; Fagales; Juglandaceae.
ACUUUGGGUUCUUGCGCAAUUCCCUAAUCUAUAUUGGCUUUUUUGGUAAAUCUGUUGGAUUUUUAAUAAAGGUUACCAAGUUUUUACUCGCUAUCUCUUUUAUUUUUUUCCUCGUUGAAGGAAUUUUACCGAAGUUAUUUGUUGCAAAUGUUUUGUCUGAAAUAAUUCCAGUAACACUUGUUUUCCUGUUUUUUAAGAUAAAACCCAAAUGAUUUAUGAUUGAAUGAUUCCUUUGUUCCAUUUGAUGCAUCUUCAACGUUUUCUUCACGAUCUCUUUCUCUGGCUCAAUUUUCUUUUUUCUUUUUUUUAGAUCCUUUAUAACUCAUACUACCAAAAUCAAUCAUGAAAAGUAGCUUUAUUUUUCUAUUUCAAAGCUAUUUUAAAGGUAACAGAUAUCUGGAGCCGUGUUUCAGAACAAGAAUCGAUUCUGUAGUUCUUUUACCUUCGUCCGUAGGGGGGAGUUUUUUGUCGUAAUGAAAGCAGCGGUACUUUUGUGCGAUGGAACCUUCUUUCCUUCUCUUCUCAAGGAAAUGUCUGCAGUAGUAGGUUGUUUCAAUGAGCGUGCGCAGAAAUUGCUUGAGCUGCAUCUUGCUUCUGGCUUUCGGAAGUACGUUAUUUGGUUCAAAGGCAAGCUACAAAAGAAUCAUGGCACCUUAAUCCAAGAAGGAAAGGACCUUGUUACUUAUGCACUGAUCAACGCCAUUGCGAUAAGAAAAAUUCUGAAGAAAUAUGAUAAGAUUCAUUACUCUAAGCAAGGUCAGGCCUUCAAGUCCCAAGCACAAAGCAUGCAUAUUGAAAUUCUUCAGAGUCCCUGGCUCUGUGAGCUCAUGGCUUUCCACAUCAAUCUAAGGGAAAGCAAGAUCAAAUCUAGGAAGGCACCAACAUUGUUUGAGGGCUGCAACCUCACAUUUAAUGAUGGCAAACCAUCACUUACUUGUGAGCUCUUUGAUUCAGUCAAAGUUGAUAUCGAUUUGACUUGUUCUAUAUGCUUGGACACAGUCUUUGAUGCGGUUUCCCUCACAUGUGGCCAUAUAUUCUGCUACAUGUGUGCUUGCUCAGCCGCAGGAGUGACUAUAGUGGAUGGACUAAAGGCAGCAGAGUCUAAAGCCAAAUGCCCUCUUUGCCGAGAGGCCAGAGUUUAUGAAGGUGCUGUACACCUGGACGAGCUUAAUAUUCUAUUGAGCAGAAGCUGCAGGGAAUACUGGGAGGAGCGGCUUCAGACAGAAAGAGUAGAGAGGCUUCGGCAGUCGAAAGAGCACUGGGAGAACCAAUGUCGGGCGUUUAUGGGGGUCUAAUUAGGCAAUGCCAUUCCUGUGCUAACUAUAGAAUCAGCAUCAACGAUGCAUCCGAAAAUAAUAAAUGUAGAUGCCAGUGACCUGUUUGUGUUAAGUUUCUUCUUCUUCUUCUUCUUUUUAUUUUUGUAUAGUCCUUUUGUUUCAACACAGUAUAUAUAGCAGUGAUUUGAUUGAUUGCAACGGUUUGAAUA